This is a messenger RNA of Endocarpon pusillum Z07020, 2925 nucleotides long. RefSeq lists its product as uncharacterized. Gene Ontology annotation, biological process: ER to Golgi ceramide transport; piecemeal microautophagy of the nucleus; exocytosis. Lineage: Eukaryota; Fungi; Ascomycota; Eurotiomycetes; Verrucariales; Verrucariaceae. Gene Ontology annotation, molecular function: sterol binding. The coding region runs from base 1 to 2925 and encodes 974 amino acids. Gene Ontology annotation, cellular component: plasma membrane; perinuclear endoplasmic reticulum; cytosol. The record is from RefSeq and is a predicted model, not a curated record. The transcript has 2 exons.
AUGGCUCGCAUGGAGGAGCUGGAGAUUCAUAGCAAGAGCUAUCUCAUCCGCUGGGUAGAUAUUAAACCGGAGCACACAAUAUCCUGGAGCAUUCAACCACACAAGAAGUCGAUCAACUUUGGGAUUUUCAAGCAUCCUGGCCGACAAUCAAGCCUAAUUCCACAUCUGCCGCCCUCGUCCGCGUCGGCACCCCUUUCGCCCAACCCUGACGUCAACUCCCAUUCUAGUGUCGUCGACAGGUUGACGGGUAUAGGGCUGAAGCAGGUCUCGUGGCUGGGUAAGUGCGAAGCGGACAAAAUUACACAAGGGAGUCAUGACGUGACAGACAACGAAGGGGGUACCUACGCUUUGGUCUUUGACAACACGUUCUCGAAACAGAUCUCUAAAACAGCAACCCUGGUCCUUCUUACGUAUGAGACAAAGCAUCCACCUCAGUUUGGCGCGCAAAUACAUCACUCUCAGGUCACUAGCCCAGGUCUUCCACCCAGUCAAGCUCACCGAAAUGGCCUUGGAUUCCGCUCUGCGCAGCAAGAGCUAAACCGGCAACCUUCCCUUCCAACAGCUGACCAGGCGGUGCCUAGUGCAUCCCUACAGCCUCAUACAGGAAGCUCAGUAUCGUCAGUUGAACCUGCUUCGACGGUGCAUACUGGCAUUCUACACAAGCGACGGCGUAAGAAGCACCAAGGCCAUGCGCGAAGGUUCUUCUCUUUAGAUUUUACUUCAUCGACUCUAUCCUAUUACCAUGACAGGAAUUCAUCUGCUCUCAGAGGUGCCAUCCCUCUGUCGUUGGCUGCUAUUGGCGCAAACGCAAAGACGCGUGAAUUGUCGAUUGACUCAGGAGCAGAGAUCUGGCAUCUGAGGGCUAGCAAUCAGGCUGAUUUUGAGAAUUGGAAAAAUGCCUUUCAGAAGGCUUCUCGGCUUGCUGCAGAAGCUAUUUCACCCAGACCAGAUCUCUCUAUAAACACAAAAGUUUUGCCCCAAUAUCCUUCCAGUGUCAAGGAUGAGCAAGACUGGAUAAGGGCAGAGGCGUUGCUCUCACGCAUUGCGGGAACACGAGAUGCUGUUCGAAGGCUGUGCAUGGAAACAGAGAGCACUAUCCACGUCCCCACGCCCUCUGGCCGGGGUUCUAGCCCUUCUAGUCUCGCCGAUGCUAAUGCAGAAGACUACUUUCGGCAGGAUGAGAGACGUCCUUUCUGGAAGCGAAAGCCCGGUGGCACGACGUCCUCACACAUCAGCAGAUGCCAGCGAAGCGCCUCCGCACAGCUGAGUAUACCCGCCCCAUCUGGAGAAUUUUCUCGUUCUAGUGAGAGAUAUACAAGCUCCUACGCGACUCCCGCAGAAAGCCCCACCCAGCCUCGUCACCAUCAUCAGGUAGAGCAGACUAUGAACGAUCACUGCCGAGCGCUGCUACGGGAUCUUGACGCCGCAGUUUCGGAAUUCUCUGCUUUGAUUACAGAGAGCAAACAGCGCCGUGCACCAGGCCCUAACUCUGCUGCAUCCCGGCUGAGCGUGAGGUCUACUGACUCACAAGAAUUUUUUGAUGCUUCAGAGGGCGCGCAAGCUCCCUUUUACGAGAUAGGAGAUGCCAGUGACGACGAACUUAGCCGUAGUAGCGACGAUAGUGUUGGACACGACUCCGAUUGCAGUAGCGAUCUCGACGAGUCCAGAGAUAUCACUGUCACCAAAAGGGGUGUACGCUCGGACAGCAUAACGUCCAUCUUCCCUCAUAAGGCUAAAAAUCUUGCUCCUUUACCAAUGAGCAAGGUUCGAAGACGAUCAAAUGUAGCUCCAGCUACCAUUAUGCCUCCUAGUCUGAUAGGUUUUUUAAGAAAGAAUGUUGGCAAGGACUUUUCUACAAUAUCUAUGCCAGUGUCUGCCAACGAGCCUACGUCGCUGCUUCAACGCGCCUCAGAGCAGCUGGAGUAUUCUUCACUCCUCGACAAAGCUGCCAAAGCAACCGAUCCUGUUUGGAGAUUGAUCUUUGUGACAGCAUUUGCAAUUUCACUACUUUCUAGCGCUAGGGUCAAAGAGCGUGCUAUUCGCAAGCCUUUCAACCCCAUGCUGGGAGAGACUUUCGAAUUGGUUCGCGAAGACAGGGGGUUUCGUUUCAUUGCGGAAAAAGUUUCUCAUCGUCCCGUUCAGCUGGCACUCCAUGCAGAGGCACAAGAUUGGUCUUACGCUCAAUCUCCGCUUCCAUCACAGAAAUUCUGGGGUAAGUCCGCUGAAAUCGUGGCCGAAGGCAAGGCUCGUGUGCUUCUACAUCCCCACGGCGACUGCUUCAGCUGGUCGCCAGCUACAUCUUUUCUGCGGAAUAUUAUCGCAGGGGAGAAAUACGUGGAGCCUGUCGGAUCUAUGCUUGUUGUCAAUGAGACUACAGGUUUGAAAGCAAUUGUUACAUUCAAAGCCAAGGGCAUGUUCUCUGGCCGAAGUGAAGAUGUAUCCUGCGAAGCCUUUGAUACUCAUGGUGAACCUCUGCCGCUUGGUAUGCAGGGCACCUGGGUCCAAAGCCUGUGUCUUACGGAGAAUAGGGCACUCCAAGAUACAACAAUAUGGUCUGCUGGGCCUUUGGUCGACAAUGCUGCAAACCAUUACGGCAUGACUAGCUUUGCUGCUACACUCAAUGAGAUCACUGAGAUCGAGAAGGAUAAGUUACCGCCAACAGACAGUAGACUUCGUCCUGAUCAGAGGGCAUUAGAGCAGGGUGAUCAUGAGAAUGCUGAGCAUUUCAAAGCACGCCUAGAAGAACAACAGCGACUCCGAAGGAGAGAUAUGGAGUCUGCUGGGGAGGACUGGAAGCCACGGUGGUUCAUAAAGACACAACUUGGUGAAGAGACCAUAUGGAAGCUCAGGGCUGGCAGAGAUGGAUACUGGGAGGAGAGGGUGAGGGGCACUUGGACAAAAGUAGUGCCUGUAUUGCAACUGUGA